Molecule: messenger RNA, 1494 nt
Organism: Ipomoea triloba (trilobed morning glory)
Lineage: Eukaryota; Viridiplantae; Streptophyta; Magnoliopsida; Solanales; Convolvulaceae
Product: purine permease 21-like
Exons: 2
Coding region: 1-1488 (495 amino acids)
Cellular component (GO): membrane
Molecular function (GO): purine nucleoside transmembrane transporter activity
Source: RefSeq, a predicted model, not a curated record
AUGGCUUUAAAUCCUUUGUUCAAAAUACUCGAAGAAAACAAACUUACUGGACCAAAUUUCACUGGUUGGCUCCGAAAUUUGAGAAUCGUUCUCAAUUUAGAAAAGAUCGGUUAUGUUUUGGACCAAGAUCCUCUAUUGAUUGGUAUCAUACCAAAUGAUGCUGAUGUUGAUCAGCUUGUUGUUCAUAAUGCUGAGGUUGCAACGUUUGAUAAGUGGAAGGACGAUGAUCUGAGGGCUAAGAGUUAUAUCAUUGCCUCUAUGACCAAUGAGUUACAAAGUCAGCAUGAAAAGAUGUCUGACGCAAAAUCUAUGGUCAAUCACCUACAAGAGUUGUACAUCCAAGAAGAAGCAAUAAGAGUACAAAAUCCUUCACAGAAUGCGGGAAACGGCGGCGCCACCGGCGGGUGGCUGAGAAGACACGGCAGGCGGUGGCUGGAAAUAUCGGCCCACUCCAUGUUCGUCCUCGUCGGCCAAACAGUCGCCACCAUCCUCGGCAGAGUCUACUACGAAAGAGGCGGCAACAGCAAAUGGAUGGGCACGCUCGUACAAGUCGCCGGCUUUCCCAUCCUCAUUCCCUUCCUUUUCAUUAAAACCGCCCCUGCGGCGGCAGAUGACGGCAGCCGCACAAAACCGCCGUCCUUUUUAUUCCGCGCCGCCGCCUAUCUCCUCUUCGGGAUGUUAAUCGCCGGAUCGAGCUUGUUAUACUCGGUCGGGAUGGAAUACCUCACUGUAUCGACGUUCACUCUAAUCAGUGCAAGCCAGCUAGGGUUCAACGCCUUAUUCGCCUUCUUCAUGAACGUCCAAAAGAUAACUCCUCUCAUCAUCAAUUCCAUUUUCCUCCUCACAAUUUCCUCCGUUCUGCUCUUCUUCCAGCCGCCGGAUCGCCGUCAAAGCCAGGAAAAUCAGUCCGCCGCCGGCAAAAAACACUUCAUUAUCGGCUGCAUUUGCACUCUAAUCGGGUCGGCCCUGUUCGGGUUAACUCUGGCCGUAGGGCAAUUCAUUCUCAACAAAUUCCUCAAGAAAUACACCCUCAGAGACCUGCUGAAUUUCAUAAUCAUCCAAUCGUUGAUCGCCACGUGCGCGGUGGUGGUGGGGCUGUUUGCCAGCGGGGAAUGGAUGACGUUGGGGGCGGAGAUGAGGGGUUUCCAGCUCGGGGAAAUGUCGUACGUUAUGACUUUGUUUUGGGCGGCUGUGUGCUGGGAGAUAUUCACUGUGGGCGUUCUUGGGUUGUUGCUUAAGGUUUCGGGGCUGUUCGCUAACGUUCUUAUUAUGUUGUCGGUGCCGGUGGUUCCGGCGGCGGCCGUGGUGGUUCUCCACGACCAGAUGAGUGGGGUGAAGGUGAUUUCCAUGGUGUUGGCUGUGUGGGGAUUUCUGUCUUUUGCUUAUGAGGAGUAUGUUGAGGAGAUGAAGGAGAAAGAUGAAAAUGAAAAUGGAUUUGGCAAUGUACCAUCUCAAGUUCCUCUUGUUGAGAGGGGGAAUCAAGCCUAAAUUGUA